Molecule: messenger RNA, 977 nt
Organism: Pangasianodon hypophthalmus (striped catfish)
Lineage: Eukaryota; Metazoa; Chordata; Actinopteri; Siluriformes; Pangasiidae
Gene: exosc6
Product: exosome component 6
Exons: 1
Coding region: 57-881 (274 amino acids)
Biological process (GO): U4 snRNA 3'-end processing; poly(A)-dependent snoRNA 3'-end processing; nuclear mRNA surveillance
Cellular component (GO): nuclear exosome (RNase complex); nucleolus; cytoplasmic exosome (RNase complex)
Source: RefSeq, a predicted model, not a curated record
AACAAAAAAAAAAAAAACGCAUUUCCGGUUUGGGGCUCAUGUGCGCGGAGUGAAACAUGCCGGUAGACACUAAACGGAUCCGUGGCCCGGAGGUGUCACAGUCUCCGUUAUUAUUUCUUCCUCCGGUUUCUGAAGCCAGCAGCAGCACCAGCAGCAGGAGGCAGAGCGCGCGAGGAGACGGUGAUGCUCGCCCGGUGUUCGCGCGCUGCGGUCUCGUGAGCCAGGCUAAGGGUUCUGCGUACCUCGAGGCCGGGAACACGAAGAUCAUCUGCUCGGUGUACGGUCCGCGCGAAACGGAGCGCAAGGACGAGACCGACAUGAAAAGCGGCCGGCUCGUGUGCGACUUCCGCCUGGCGCCGUUUUCCUGCCCGAAGCGCGGCGCGUGGAUCCAGAGCGCCGAGGAGCGCGACCUGUCCGCGGCGCUGGCGGAGAGCCUGCAGCCCGGCGCGUGCCUGCACCGCUACCCGCGCGCGCAGGUCGACGUGAACGUCGUGGUGCUGGAGAACGACGGCUCCGUCCUGGCGCACGCGGUGACCUGCGCGUCCAUGGCGCUCGCGGACGCCGGGAUCGAGAUGUACGACACGGUGCUGGGCUGCGCGCUGAGGCAGGACGGAGACCGGUGCCUCGUGGACCCGGACCUGGCGGAGGAGCAGGGCGGCGCGCGCGGGAGCUGCGGAGAAAACCAGGGACGCGUCGCGGUGGCGCUUCUCCCCAACCUGAACCAGAUUUCCGGGCUGCGCGCGGACGGCGAGAUGCGCGAGGACACGUUAACGGCGGCUGUGAGAACGUGCGUGGAGGGCUGCCACAAGCUGUACCCGGUGGUGCAACAAGCCAUACUGCGGGCUGUGAAAAGAAAAGCACCACCUCCACCUGAAAAAUAACAACUUCUUCUUCUUCUCUCUCUCUCUCUCUCUUUUCUAGUUUUUCUACAUGAUUGAUCUGCAGCAAUUAUGAACAAUUAAAUAACAUUCAUCACA